Ornithorhynchus anatinus (platypus) is the source of this 747-nucleotide messenger RNA. RefSeq lists its product as uncharacterized. Lineage: Eukaryota; Metazoa; Chordata; Mammalia; Monotremata; Ornithorhynchidae. Bases 1 to 747 code for a protein of 248 amino acids. The record is from RefSeq and is a predicted model, not a curated record. The transcript has 3 exons.
AUGCGCGGCCCCGCCAGCCCCUUACCCAGCUCCGCGCGGAGCCAUGGGAAGGGGUCUCGGCCCCUCGGAAACAAGAAGACUGGUCGGGGAAGCCCUAGCCGAGGGCUCUCCAGGAAGGCCUCGCUAGACAGCCCCGCUCAGGAUAGUACGGGUUCGCCCUCACAGAGUGGGGUCCUCUCUACUGGGAUCCAGGAGAAACGGAAACUGGGUCCGGGGCCCUCCCCGGGGCUGGAGAGAGAUCGGCCCGGUUCUUUUCUCUUUCCUUCCAGCUGCGAUGAGGAUGCCACCCAGACUGCCAAGCGCCGCUGUAUCCGGGUCUCUCCGCUGGCUGCAGAUGGCAGGAAGCUCGUGACCUCCAUUUCCAAGAAGCCUGGCUCAACCCCGUCCAUCAGAAGCCCAGUGCCAUUCCAGGUCCUGCUGGAUGGUGAACCCAUCACCGUGAAUGAGCUGGAGAUGGCCUUCCAGAGAUUCUUUGGUUCCCAGCGGUCAGGGCUGGAGGUCCCGACACUGAAGUGGGUGGAUGGCUCCGUCCUGAAGUCAGACCAGGAGGCCAAUCCCCACCUCUCCUCCCUCACAGCGCAGGCCAGAGGCAGGUCAAAUCCACUGAGCGACAAUGAGGACUUCUGCCUCAUGUCUGCGGUCUCCUCGCCCCGAGCCAUCUCCAUCCACAAGCUGCGGCUCCUGCGGAUUCCCCGAAGAGCCUCGGUCCGACCGAGGGCCCGUCGCCGCCUGUGCUGGGACUCCUGA